CAAAUCACAAGUGGUAGUGUAGAUUAAUAUCCCCUCAUUCACCUUACAACUCCACAAGCUAAAGCCACAAACGGAAAUAAUCAUGCCUCCACUAACUCAGCUCUUCCAGUUACUGCUCCACCAAAACUCAAUGCACGUCGCCUCCUUUUUCCUCUCAAUCUUAAUCAUCACCUUCUCCGUUUUCUCGUGGAAUCGUAAAAAAGCCGCUGCGGCAGCUUCAGAGAAGAAUUUUAAACAGAUUCCGUCGCCGCUGAGGCUUCCGCUCAUCGGCAACCUGCACCAGCUGGGCAAGCUCCCACACCGCUCCCUCCGCGCGCUCGCUGGGAAGCACGGGCCCGUCAUGCUCCUCCGCCUGGGCCGCGUUCCCACCGUCGUCGUCUCCUCGGCCCCGGCGGCCCAGCAGGUCAUGAAGGCCAAAGACCUCACCUUCGCCAGCCGCCCCCCGGCCCGCAUAUCAAACGCUCUCUUGUACAGCAGCGACAUCGCCGUCUCACCCUACGGCGAGUACUGGAGGAAGGUGCCGCGCAUCUGCGUCCUGCACCUGCUCAGCCUCAAGCGCGUGCAGUCCUUCCGCUACGUCAGAGAAGAAGAGGCCGCGCUGCUGGUCGACAAGAUCCGCGCCACUGUCGCUGCCGCCGCCACCACCUCCAGCACAGUCGACGUCAGCCAGCUCGUCGUCAAUCUCACAAACGACGUCACCUGCCGGGUGGCGUUCGGUCGCAAGUACUCGGCGGAGGGCGGCGGCGCCGCGAAGAUCCAAGCGACGUUAGCGGAGUUCGCGGCGCUGCUGGGGACGGUGGAGAUCGGAGAGUUCGUUCCCUGGUUAGGAUGGAUCGAUCGGCUGAGAGGAUUGGAUCGGAGGGUGAGGAAUAACUCGAGAGAAUUGGAUGCGAUGCUGGAGCGAGUGUUGGAGGAUCACUGCAGUGGGAACGAGGAAGGUGAUGAUCUCGUCGACGUGUUGCUGUCUAUAAACGACAAGGAUGAGAACGUUGGGAUUGCUCUUACUCGGAGUAAUAUAAAAGCUCUUCUAUUGGACAUGUUUGCAGCCGGCACAGACACCUCAUUCACAACAAUAGAUUGGAUAAUGGCGGAGCUGAUCAAGCACCCAAAAAUAAUGGAAAGAGCGCAGGAGGAGGUAAGACGGGUAGUCGGAUCGAGUCCGAAUGUCGAAGAGGAGCUCUUAGAAGGAAUGUACUAUCUCAAGGAUGUGGUCAAGGAGACGCUAAGGCUACACGCUCCAAUACCGUUACUUGUGCCACGAGAGACGAUUGAAGAUACUCAACUGGAGGGUUUCGACAUUCCUGCCAAAACAAGGGUUAUAAUCAAUGCUUGGGCUAUCGGAAGGGAUCCUAAGUUGUGGGAGAGAGCUGAGGAGUUUUGGCCCGAGAGGUUUACUAACAGCCCUAUCGAUUUCAGAGGACAGUACUUUGAAUUCAUACCGUUUGGUUCGGGAAGGAGAGGUUGUCCCGGGAUCAAUUUUGCUAUGUCCGUCAUCGAGCUAGUUCUUGCGAAUUUGUUGUACCAUUUCGACUGGGAGUUGCCUCAUGGUAUGAAAAGGUAGUUAUUGGACAUGAGUGAGUCGAGCGGAUUGACAGCGCAUAGGAAGCAAAAUCUUAUUCUUGUGCCAAAACUACGAAAAUUUUAAGUUGUUUUAACGUGUAGCUAAACUCAUCCCCUUCGAUAUUUUCAAAAAAAAUUCUUAAGGCACUUUUAAGCUAACUUGUUUGUACUGUGAAAUAACAAUAGUAAUCGUCAUCAGAGAAGCAUUAGAUUGAUGCUUCUUCACUGAUGGUUUGGACUAACAUUCUAUAGUAUUGAUUCAAGAGAGGAGCUCCUAAGCAUUUCCAGAGCCCGGACUUCCCGAAUUUCCUCAAUAUUUAAGGGGCUGUUUAUGACCAUCAUAUUUCCAUAUUAGGCCUUGAUCGGUUCGUGUGUAAAAUGAGAGAUGCAAAAAUAGAAGAAGUGAAUCCUCUUUGGGAUUUUUGUGAGAGAGAAAUAUGAAUGGACAGGUUGUUUUUAA
Molecule: messenger RNA, 2020 nt
Organism: Ananas comosus (pineapple)
Lineage: Eukaryota; Viridiplantae; Streptophyta; Magnoliopsida; Poales; Bromeliaceae
Product: cytochrome P450 71A1-like
Exons: 3
Coding region: 83-1561 (492 amino acids)
Molecular function (GO): heme binding; monooxygenase activity; oxidoreductase activity, acting on paired donors, with incorporation or reduction of molecular oxygen
Source: RefSeq, a predicted model, not a curated record